Athalia rosae (coleseed sawfly) is the source of this 1633-nucleotide messenger RNA. It is a transcript of the gene Ctu1, whose product is annotated as cytoplasmic tRNA 2-thiolation protein 1. The record is from RefSeq and is a predicted model, not a curated record. Gene Ontology annotation, cellular component: mitochondrion; cytosolic tRNA wobble base thiouridylase complex. Lineage: Eukaryota; Metazoa; Arthropoda; Insecta; Hymenoptera; Athaliidae. The coding region runs from base 571 to 1584 and encodes 337 amino acids. Gene Ontology annotation, biological process: tRNA wobble position uridine thiolation. The transcript has 6 exons. Gene Ontology annotation, molecular function: tRNA binding.
ACGGCCCUAUUUUUAGGCCGCGCCUCUCGCGAAUACAGCUAGCGUCAUAUGGCGGAAUUCUCGCGAACUAAGCUCAAACAAGUUCACAGGGAGUAAUUGGGUGAACCAAUGUGAACUAGCUGAGUUUUAGUUUGUAAAAAUUCCGCCACAUAGCGGUAGUUGUAUUCGAGAGGGGCGUGGCUUAGAGAAAGAGGCGUGGCUUAAAAUAAGACCGUACAAUUAAUUUCAAGGGCCUGCACCCUUCGAGGCCCGAAAAAUGGAAAAUAAUGUAAAAUCGAGAAAAAAAACGGAAAAAAUCAGGGAAAAAUCGGGCUUAAAUCUGGGAUAGUGGAACUGGGUUGCAUUUUUUAGUACUUUAAAGAUCUCUCUCGUUUACCUUGACGUGUGUGGCUCCACGCGCAAAUGCCGUUUGCUGGUAACCCCCCAGUAACCCCAGAAGCGUCAGCAUGAAAUUGCACCUGUAGAAUUGGGGGCAUGAUCCUGUAGGGUUAUACCUGGAGGAACAGGAAUUUAAAAAAAAAGGGGGAAAGUAUUUCGUUGUUGUGCGUAGCAAAAUUACUUAAAAAUAAAAUGCCUGUGCCGUGUUCAGCAAGAUGUGGUAAAAACGCCACUCUGAAAAGACCAAAAACUGGGGAUGCUCUCUGCAAGGAGUGCUUUUUUUGGGCAUUUGAAAUGGAAAUUCAUAAUACUAUUUUAAAUGGCAAGCUCUUCAAAAAAGGUGACAAAGUGGCGAUUGCAGCCUCUGGCGGAAAGGAUUCUACUGUCCUCGCUUAUGUGUUGAAGUUAUUAAAUGAGCGAUAUGAUUACGGUCUUGAUUUAUUCUUGCUCUCUGUUGACGAAGGUAUCACAGGCUAUCGUGAUGAUAGCUUGCAGACCGUGAAGCAAAACCAAACUGAUUAUGAAAUGCCGCUGAAAAUUUUGUCGUACGAGGAGCUGUAUGGAUGGACAAUGGAUGCAAUAGUGGCACAAGUAGGACGCAAAAACAACUGUACAUUUUGUGGGGUGUUCAGACGACAGGCACUGGAUAGAGGCGCGGCUUUAUUGGGUGUUGAUUGUGUUGUCACAGGACACAAUGCAGAUGACAUUGCCGAAACGAUUCUCAUGAAUGUCUUGCGUGGCGAUAUUGCUAGAUUGCAGAGAUGUACCUCCAUCAUCACAACUGGUGCAGACUCAAUAAUGAGGUGUAAGCCACUGAAGUAUACAUACGAGAAGGAAAUAGUCAUGUAUGCUUACUUCAAACGUCUGGUAUAUUUUUCAACCGAAUGCAUCUUUGCCCCUAACGCAUAUCGCGGUCAUGCUAGAAUGUUUCUUAAAGAUCUUGAAAAAAUCAGACCCUCUUCGGUGAUGGACAUCAUUCAUUCAGGUGAGAGAUUGUCUGUAAGAGAAGGGGUCAAAAUGCCAGAAAGGAGAAAUUGUACUCGCUGUGGAUUUGUAUCGAGCCAGGAAGUAUGUAAAGCUUGUGUUUUACUGGAAGGUUUAAAUCGAGGUUUGCCUAGACUUGGAAUAGGAAAAUCAAACAAAGCUAGAUUACUUUUAACGAACAGUGCAAAAGACAAAGGCAAAAAAACACCAAUAGAUUUUUAAGUGUACGACGUAGGCUAGGUAACAAUUAAUAAAACUUUUAUUUUCCAAA